AUGGCUCACAUCCUAAUCUACCACACCCACGGCGCAACCCGCACAUUCUCUCCCCCCACCUCCAACUCUUCCAACCCCUCCCCCCAAACCUACGCCGCCUACGCCGCCCGCUUCACGCACAUCUACCCCUCGCAAUCCAAAGUCCACUCCGGGAUCCUCCCACCCACCUCCCGACACCCCGUAACCCCCAUACGAGCCCAACUCUCCUCGAUCCUCCUCGCACAACGCUCCGCGCUCACGCGUUUCGAAGCCCUCAAAAUCCCUCCCCACUAUGCCGGAACGCAUUUCCUUCCUAUCCACGCCGACCCUGCAUUUCGGGCCGAGAUUAACGACGGCGUAGGUUUUUAUCUGGACAUCUAUUCCUCUUCUUCAGAAGUAAUAUCUCUUCUGCACAAAUGGCCAUUCGAUGAUGCGACCAAGAGGUUAUUUCGGAGUGAACGACUUCCGUAUGUUGAUUUAAUAGUGCAAUUUGAUCAGCUGAAUGAGAAAUUGCAUAAAUUGGGACAAGCGAGUUUGGGGGUACUAUGUGAAGUAUCAUUGUAUUCCGGAGAGAGAGAAUCGAGCGGUGGAAAUGGAUGUGAUGCAGGAUUUGGAUAG
Messenger RNA from Botrytis porri, 597 nucleotides. RefSeq lists its product as uncharacterized. The record is from RefSeq and is a predicted model, not a curated record. The transcript has a single exon. NCBI's taxonomy places the organism in Eukaryota, Fungi, Ascomycota, Leotiomycetes, Helotiales, Sclerotiniaceae. Bases 1 to 597 code for a protein of 198 amino acids.